Molecule: messenger RNA, 2820 nt
Organism: Durio zibethinus
Lineage: Eukaryota; Viridiplantae; Streptophyta; Magnoliopsida; Malvales; Malvaceae
Biological process (GO): intracellular signal transduction
Source: RefSeq, a predicted model, not a curated record
AAUGGGACCCAAAAUCUAUUUUCAAAGGGCCGGUCAGUCUCAACUCAAGCUCAUGCCACCAUUGUUUUUUGUAAGCGGAACUGACCAUAAAAGGGUGUCUCUGUCUUUACGUCUUUUGACCUCAUCUCCAAGCCCAACAAUUUUCUUUUAUAGUUUCCUUCCAAUUUUCAUCGUAUCUUUUAUAUUUGCCUUCCAUUAAAUCUCUCCGUUUUCAUCGCUCUGUUUAUCCUUAUUCUCCUUUCUUCUUUAUAUCUUCUUUUCUUUUUGUUUUACUUUCCUUUUGGAGAUGAAUCAAAUAGAAAUGGACCCAGAGCAACACGGAGUCGACGAUGAUCAGAAGAAGAUUCCCAACGGUGGCGGAAACGGAAAAGUGAAUGGAACCGCCGUCUCGGGUGAUCAAGAUGGAGGAGAAUUCUCUGAUGUCGAGAUGGAGAAAAGCUGUGAAGAGAAGGAGGAGCAGCACCAAGACAAGGAGGAUUCUAAUCCAAGUUCCCCCGACGUUAGCGAAAACCACGACACCGACGCUAAGGAGGUUAAUCUUAAUCCUCAAACCAAUGGUAAUGGCCAUAAUCAUUACAUACCAGCAAUCAAGGCACAAGUUCAUCUCCCAAAACCUGAGCCACCACCACAGCCAAAAGCGGAACGUUCACAAUCGUUGUCCAUGGCCGAAAACAUGCCUUCCAUAGGAAAAUACAUCAGAGACCGAAGCAGCACUUUUUCAGCAGCAAUCAUCAAACGCUUAUCAUCAUUGAAAGAAGAUAACGGGGAUUUCAUCGUGAAAAACGAUUCGUUAAACUUCGAGGCAACAGAGUUCAAAAUCCCAGGGGUCAAAGUUAUAGUAAAACUGAAAGGCGAAGACGAAAGGCAAGAGUUAAAAGGUCGGAUAACGUUUUUUACAAGGUCGAACUGUCGAGACUGCACCGCUGUUCGUAAAUUCUUCAGAGAAAAGGGCCUUAGAUACGUUGAAAUAAACAUCGACGUGUUCCCCAAAAGGGCGAAGGAGUUGGUCGAAAGAACAGGGAGUUCCGAAGUACCCCAGAUAUUCUUUAACGAGCAUUUGUUGGGUGGAUUGGUAACAUUGAAUUCAUUGAGAAAUAGUGGGGAGUUGGAUAAGAGAAUGAAGGAAUUGUUGGGUCAGAAAUGUCCAGAGGAAGCGCCUGAUAUAACAGCUUAUGGAUUUGACGAUGAGGAGGAAGAAGAAGAUGAGUUGGUGGGGAUUGUGAAGGUUCUGAGACAGAGCUUGCCUAUUCAGGAUCGUUUGAUUAAGAUGAAGAUUAUCAAGAAUUGCUUUGCUGGUGCUGAUAUGGUGGAAGCCAUCAUUCACCACCUUGACUGCGGCAGAAGAAAGGGCAUUGAAACUGCAAAGCGGCUGGCCCAGAAACACUUCAUCCACCAUGUCUUUGGGGAAAAUGAUUUUGAAGAAGGAAAACAUUUUUAUCGUUUCCUUGAGCAUGAACCAUUUAUCAUGGGAUGCUUCAACUUUCGAACUUCAACAAAUGAUAGUGAGCCCAAAUCCGCAUCUUUUCUAGCGGAUAGACUCACCAGGUUAAUGUCAGCCAUACUGGAAGCAUACGCGUCUGAUGACAGGCUACAUGUUAACUAUUAUGCCAUCAGCAAAAGUGAAGAAUUCCGCAGGUACUUAAAUUUGGCACGAGAUCUGCAAAGGGUCAAUCUCCAAUCACUCACUCCAGAUGAGAGGCUAGCCUUCUUCUUAAACUUAUACAAUGCCAUGGUCAUCCAUGCUGUAAUCAGCAUCGGACAUCCUGAAGGAAUACUUGAUAAGAGAGCCUUUUUCUGUGAUUUCCAAUAUGUAGUUGGAGGGUACCCUUACUCCCUCAGCAUCAUAGAAAAUGGGAUCCUCAGAAACAAUCGAAAGUCCCCUUAUUCCUUGAUCAGGCCCUUUAGCAAUGGAGACAGGCGCUUAGAGCUUGCUCCUACUAAAGUUAAUCCAUUAAUCCAUUUUGGGCUGUGCAAUGGAACAAGGUCAAGCCCAACAGUGAGGUUUUUCACUCCUCAGGGUGUUGAAGGUGAGUUAAGAUGUGCUACAAGGGAGUACUUCCAGAGAGGAGGAAUAGAGAUUAAUUUGGACAAGAGGACAGUUUAUUUAACUCGGAUCAUCAAGUGGUUUAGCGCAGAUUUUGGACAAGAGAAAGAUGUCCUCAAGUGGGUCAUGAGUUACCUGGAUGCAACUAGAUCGGGGCUUUUGACCCAUCUUUUGGCUGAUGGAGGCCCUAUUAACAUUGUGUACCAGAAUUAUGAUUGGUCUGGUAAUUUGUGACCUUCCAAUUUUUCAAGUCGUUGGCUGUUUCAGAUAGAAAUUUUGGGAUGAAACCGUUGAAGCAAACGAGUUUCAUUCAUAUCGUUACAAAGAAUAGAGGAAGAUGCAAAUGACAGGGAAACUUUUGUAUAUAAUACCUCAAGUUCAAAGGUUACAUGAGGGAUUAGUCUUCUGCCUUAGCAAAGGUAUCAUCAAAGACAUUAUAAAAAUCUUGUCUCGUUUUUGCCUUGUAUUUUUGGGUGAAUUGCAACAAUCAUUAAAGUUGAUUUGCACUAGAAGAAAAAUCUGAGUCCUUGGCAUGUUAGACUCUGAUGUCCUUUUUUUUUUUUUUUUUUUUCCAAUUGAGGAAGAUAUGUAACAAUUUGAAAGAUGAAAUGAUUAAAAUGAAAGAAUAUGAUCUGUCAACCAUUGUCAGUCUAUCAUGUGUGCAUAGGCAUCAUCACGAAAAUCAAGUCAUAGUUGCUAAACGAACAACAGCAAUGUUCUUCCAUUCUAUUUUUCCUUCUCUAAAAUGGAAUAAAGGGGAUUCAGAAGUCCUUACU